UCUCUGGGCAAGAAGCGCGCUCUGCUGAUAGGUUUGGUGCAUUUUUGGAGAGUAGACGCUGAAGGUGACCAUGCCGGUGGACAUCAGCCAGUGGAGCGGGGCUUUAGCCCUCACUGAGGUGGACGAGAAGCCGGCCAAGCCGCUUACGGUCAAAUACGGCUCGCUGGAAGUCGACGAGUUGGGAAAAGUGCUCACUCCCACUCAGGUUCAGAAUCAGCCCACGCUGAUUGAGUGGGAGGGCUGUGACCCUGGCAAGCUGUACACUCUGGCUAUGACUGAUCCAGAUGCACCCAGCAGGAAAGACCCCAAGUUUCGGGAAUGGCACCACUUUCUUGUUGUCAAUGUGAAAGGGAAUGAUAUCUCCACUGGGUGUGUGAUGUCGGACUACGUUGGUUCUGGCCCUCCUAAAGGAACUGGCCUCCAUCGUUACGUGUGGCUGGUGUAUGAGCAGCCCGGCUCUGUGAACUGCACCGAACCGGUCCUGACCAACCGCUCCGGAGAAAACCGCGGAAAAUUCAAGAUCGCCAACUUCCGCAAGAAAUACGGCCUUGGCGCCCCGGUGGCCGGCACAUGCUACCAGGCUGAGUGGGACAACUACGUACCCAAGCUUUACGAGCAGCUGGCUGGGAAGUAAACAGAUAUUUUCACCAAAAUGCCCCCCUUUAUUGGAGCUUAACAGAGUUGGGGUCUGUGCAGUUUCAUUAUCACCUGUUCAGAUUAUCACAGCACUGUGUUAAUGCUUUACUAAAGCUCAUCAAUUGGAUUCGAUCUCAACUCUGAUUCACAUCUCGCCUUUGCUUCACUGCUGUUCCUGCACUUAAAUGGUGGUUGUUUCGUUUGAAAAUGCUAAUUUUUUUUGGUCCCCAUACCUUGUUCCUAUGGAUACAGAUCUAAUUUUGUGCACCACGGUGAUAGGAUGAUUUUGUUGUAUAAGACGUGUCGGGAAUUAGGGAAAAAUGGUGUUCCUGAUAUUAAAAACUACAGCAGACUA
Molecule: messenger RNA, 991 nt
Organism: Colossoma macropomum (tambaqui)
Lineage: Eukaryota; Metazoa; Chordata; Actinopteri; Characiformes; Serrasalmidae
Gene: pebp1
Product: phosphatidylethanolamine binding protein 1
Exons: 4
Coding region: 71-634 (187 amino acids)
Biological process (GO): negative regulation of MAPK cascade
Source: RefSeq, a predicted model, not a curated record